GUCGGAACAUGUUUUGUGGUCAUGUGUAAUGGUCGGGAGCGGCGUUUUAAGCUAUUUCAUCGACACCGGGAUCAAUUAUCAGACAUUUGGGAAUCACAUCAAUAUGCGACGAAAGUGAUUUCCGAUGUUCAAAUGGUACGUGCAUCAGUGCCGAUUUAGUUUGCAAUAACUUUCACGACUGCCCAGAUGGCGCUGAUGAAGAAUUUUGCAACACUAAGUUGGAAUCAUACGAGAUGGCAGUCAAAGCUCGCCUAAGGCCGAAGAGACAAAUAGGGUGUCGUAAAACGGAGUUCCAGUGUUUGGACCAAUCCUGCAUACCUGGCCAUGAGAAGUGCGACGGGAAAUAUAAUUGUAAAGACAAGAGUGAUGAAACUCAUGCACUGUGCAGGAAUAUUAAAUGUCGUUCAAACCUGUUCACUUGUAUGUAUGGGGCCUGUGUUGAUGGAGACGCUGCAUGCAACGGCGUCGUUGACUGCGUAGACCGAUCAGACGAACUCCUUCCUAAAUGCGGGAACAAAACGAGAAUUCAUAAAGGUCAAUUCACAUGUUCGGACGGAACCAAGAUUCCUUCUUCAGAACUCUGCGAUGGAGCCGUAAAUUGUCCAGAUAUGUCUGACGAGGUGAUUGAAUCUUGCGCCGGCGUGCGGUGCCCGAAACACGUCUUCCAAUGCGCAUACGGCGCCUGCGUCGAUCGGGAUUCAGAUUGUAAUGGAGUAAAGGAAUGUGCAGAUGGUUCGGAUGAACACGAAGAACUAUGUUAUACCCCAGCGAACACCAUCCCUGAUAUCACCUCCAGAUUUAAUCUCGCCAAAAAAUGCAAAUUGCCGCCUCGACCUGAUCAUGGAACAUACGAGGUGAUCGAAUUACCAUCGUCUGCACUCCUUACCAUAACUUGUAACCCUGGCUACGCCGUGGUUGGCGACAACAAAGUCUAUUGUAAUGAUGGAAACUGGUCGGUAAAUGAGACUAAAUCUCUUUGUGUUCGACAUUGUACGUUAAAUAGCCACCCAUCAGUGAAUUACCGCUGUAUAUUGAGUGGACAUAGUGUGGGUACUCGUACCUGUAACAACAAAGAACCUGUAGGAACCAGAGUCGAAGCGCAAUGUAAACCCAACUACUUUUCUAGAGGUACUUUCCUCAUCAUGAGUUGCAAUGAUGACGAUAGAGGAUGGAACCAUAUAGUUACAUGUGUCCCAGAAUGUGGUCGUUUAACUCCGAAGGGAAGCAGUUUGUCUAUAGGAGGACGGAAUGCCCUCCGUGGAGAAAUAUCUUGGCAUGCCGGAGUCUACAGGAAAAACGUUUCGGACUACAUGCAAAUCUGUGGAGGAUCGAUAAUAUCCGCGAAACAUAUAAUCACAGCCGCGCAUUGUUUCUGGGAUAAGACGACAAAAAAAUUCGAAAGACAUGAUUUGUUUGCGGUCGCCGUCGGCAAAUAUUAUAGAAGUUGGGACAACGUAAAGGAUACAGAGGCGCAGAAAUUUGAUGUAGAGUUAAUCUCUGCACCGGAGCUGUAUGAAGGUAGCUUGGGCAAUGACGAUAGGGAUAUAGCAUUAGUGAAAUUGAAGACUUCGAUAAUGUUCACAAAGUAUGUGAUGCCUAUAUGUCUCGAUUUCGGCGAAGAUUUUCUAGAAAAACAAUUGCAACCCAAUAACAGAGGAAGAGUGGCUGGUUGGGGAUACAUAUCACCAGAUGGGAGGAAUCAAGAAGUUCUAAAAGUUGUUGACUUGCCAUACGUACCUCUCCCACAGUGUAGGAAGAUGACUCCGGAUAACUUCAGGGAAUUCCUUGGGACGGACAAGAUCUGUGCUGGUUUUGAUAACGGUACUGCAACACUGUGCAAAGGUGAUAGUGGGGGCAGCUUGGCGUUCCCAGAAAAUGAACAUGUUGUACUGCGGUUUUAUUUAAGAGGGAUUGUAUCCAGUGCACCUAGAUCUGAGGAUAAUUCACUAUGCGACCGUAACGCGGUAAUAGCAUUUACCAAAAUAAACAGCUAUAAAAAUUUCAUUCAAAAGAAUAUCUAUUUUUAAUUCACAUAAAAAAUGUACCGUUGGAAAAACAUAGAUGGCGUUGUUCUACAUUACGGUGUUUACACUGGUCUGUAAUAGAUGGCGGUAAUUCAAUAAUUGUUUUGUUAAUGAAAA
Spodoptera litura is the source of this 2141-nucleotide messenger RNA. The record is from RefSeq and is a predicted model, not a curated record. Lineage: Eukaryota; Metazoa; Arthropoda; Insecta; Lepidoptera; Noctuidae.